AUGUCCGAGUUUCCAGAUAAAAACUUACCUGCAAGUCAGAACUCGCAAAAUGAAUCUUCAUCUAAUGUUUCAAGGGUGACUACGGAUAAGGAGAUUUCCCUUAAUAAUUUUGUUAAUUCUAAUCAUUCACAAACUGCUGGUAUUUCUGUCACCAAUAUUCCGCAGCAACCUUUACCUCCAACAUCAAUACCACCUCCAACUCAAACUAUCCAAAGUGCAACAUUUACAAAUGUUAAUUCUUUUAUUUCUGGAAACCUGCCUCAGUCUGUUCCCUCUAAUCAAUCAGGUCCAGGGGGCGUACUUAAUAUGACAUGUUUUGGUACUAUUAAUCCAGAAACUGAUAAGGAGUUUUCUCAACGCACUCCUUCAACAGAUUCCUCACUCCUAUUUUCACUUAAAAGAAAACGAGGAGUUGACUUUAAUUCUAAUUUUGGACAUAACGAAAAUGAGGAAUCAUCUAUUCCUCAUGCCAAGUCUUUUACUUUUAAAUCUUCGCUAAAUGUAUUAAGUUUUUCAAAUGAAACGAAUACAACCAAUACAGCGAAUACAUCGAAUUCAUCGAAUUCAUCGAAUACAAAGAAUACAACGAACACAACGAAUAAAACGAAUACAACCAAUUCAACCAAUACAUCGAAGACAACCAAUUCAACCAAUACAUCGAAUACAUCGAAUACAACCAAUAUAACCAAUGCAACGAAUACAACGAAUACAACCAAUGCAACGAAUACAACCAAUGCAACGAAUACCGCAAACACCACGGAUACAACGAAUACCACGGAUACAAAGGAUACAACGAAUACCACGGAUACACAGGAUACAACGAAUACCACGGAUACACAGGAUACAACGAACACAACGAAUACAUCGAAUGCAACGAAUACAACGAAUACAUCAAAUACAUCGAAUACAUCGAAUAAAUCGAAUACAACUAAUGCUACUAACGCAACAAAUGUACAACUUAAACCCCCUAUGGCAAAGAGCGUACCUACAGUGCCAUAUCCCCGCCGCAUCAACACCAAUUCAACCGAACUUGUUUUCCGACCUUAUUUGGAUCCACAGAGUAAAACGGAAAAUGCUAUUGUUAGUGUCGUUGGUCAUGCAGACUUUCGCAGUCAUGCUUCUGUUUAUAAUUACUCAUCCUUUUCUCUGCCACCAGAACUUCCUGAUAGCACUUCAGAUGUUGAACCAGAUGAAAAUUUGGAUAAUGAUCCUCAGGCACUAGAUGAUUACAAUGAUAAUGACACUACAACAACCACGAUUGGAUAUUUGAAUGCUGACGAAAGCAUACCAGUUGAUGAAUCUAAAUUGCCUAGAAUACAUGUGGAUAAUAUUCUUUCUGGAUCAGACCCAAUUCAAAGACCGAAUCCUAUAGAUUUGGCCUCAAUUAAAAUGGAUGAUGAUUCUAGUUUGGAAGGAAAUCUUGGUUAUGAUCCUUCAAGUCUUCCCCCACCUCCGACGCAGAAACAACUUGAUAAUCAGGUAUCACCUUCGGAAAUACUUAGACUCGAAGCUUGCCGCGUUCAUCUCAUGAAUAAAAUUGCCAAUGACCCUGUUGCAAAUGCAUAUGCCACAAUACAAUUUGAUCUUAUUGUCAAACGCGGCAUCUCUCAAAAAUCUUUUAAUACUGUCAUUAAAAAUCUCACAAAUUUGCCAAAAAAUCAGAAAAAUCGAUUUAAACGUGAAAUUAGAGGGUUUAUUGCUUUUAUGAAUGAGCUUUGUGGUCCUACCGAAGGACCAAACUAUUUUGGUACAGGUAUCCGAAGUUUUGAUGUAUGCCCAAACUUUUGUUUAGCUUUUGAUGGCCCUGAAUAUGGAGAUAUCACUUGUGAUUCUUGUGAAGGUCCAUGCCAACACAAACGCCAUCUAGACAAAUGCCCGCGAUGCAACAGCAACCGAUUAAAGAAAUUUAGUAACGAUCGAGUUCCCUUACCCGUUACUGUAAAGUACUUAUCUUUUCGAUCUUACAUUCAAAAUUGGUUUUCCAACUCUUUUUGUGCCCAAGUUUUAUCGAAUUCACUUGCCACAUCGGAUUCGGAUAUUACUGAUAUAUUCGAUGGCAUAUACACUCAAGCUGCCGGAUUUCCUACCACACCCAAUACUUUACAAUCUCUUACAGUUCGCAGACUGAUCUUUCAUUUGUGCACUGAUGAUGGUAACAUCAUUAAGAGUGGUGAAAAUUUGAAGUUGAAUAACGUGAAACUUGUAUGCCAUAAUUUCCCUAAGGCAGAUAGAGCUAAGUUUGCCUUUUCUCCUUUUUCUUUCCCUCACAAAACUGGUGAAAUUGCACAUGCUUAUUUACCGUCUUUUUUCUGGGCCAUUACAAAUGAUUUUUAUCAAGCACAGUAUGGCAUGUUUGUAUACAAUUCUUUCACCCAACAAGAAGAAAUAAUUUUCCCCAAAUUACUUUAUUUAUGUGCUGAUAAGCCAGCAUCUAAUAGUGUCCUAGGUUACACCUCGACAGCUGGCAAACACCCUUGUCCUACUUGCAAGGUUGAGCAAUAUUUCACUGGACUGCCCACUGAUGCCACUGAUGCCACUGAUGCCACUGAUGCCACAGAUGCCACUGCUACUUCUACUUCUACUGCCACAGAUACCACAGUUUCAACUAAGAGGAACGGUAAAAACAAAGGGGUUCCUACAUACUUAACUCCUCAGGAUUUAUCUAUGAGAACCAGUCAAGAUUCAAUUGAAGCUACGAGAGAUCUUCCUCUUUACACAGACAUUUCUCCAACUAAGAAAUUUCCUCGGCCUGCUAUCGUGCUAAAAAAAAAUAAAGGUGAGCAGAUAGGUAUCAACGACAAAUCCGCCUUUUUCAGCGACGAUCCUAAUCGGUCAAUCGCAGCUUUCAUGGGUCCUGAGUCUAUUGCAAUUGAUCUUAUGAAUUUUUCCUUUGUUAACAUUGCAGAUCUAAUGGGUAACUUUUUACUGCCUUUAAAAAAAAGUAAAAGAAACAGUGAAAAAAAUGAUGACCCUGUGACUUUAAAAGAUCUGAAACUCAAUGUACAUCAUAAGGAAGCACUUUUAAACGUUUUUCGGGGAAUGAACUACGUUGCUAGUAGUCAGUGGUUGAACGAAGAAAUUGAUAUUCAAGCUUUUAGAGAUGGGAGAUUUUCCGAAAUUUCAUCUGAAAAUAAAAAAGUAUUUCUCGAGUUAUUUACACUGAUAUAUUUUUCCAUUCUCCCCCAGUUUGAAAAUGAUUCAAAAAAAUUGCAUCUUCUCAAUUUACUUCUUGAGCUGACCAUCAUAAUUCGCAUGAGUUACAUGUCUAAAAUCCCACGAGAUAUUUUUGAUUUUGACAAGUCAACAAACAAUCUCAAAGGUACGCACAACUUCAGCACCUUUAUUGUCCAAUUUAUUCAAGAUUGGGAAAAAUCAUUUUAUGAAGCUACACAAUCUUUGGGAGAAAUGCCAAUUGAUAUCCACCUUUUGUCACAUAUACCUUAUUUUUUGGCUAUUAAUGGUAGUAUUCGUGAGAUGUGGGCUGGGAUUCCUGAGAGGUCUGAAGUUAUUUUCAAAAGAGAAACCGAUUCUUCACUCUAUAUGGCUGAAAAUUUGGGAGAAGGAAGACUCAGAAAAUUUGCAGCUAAAAUUCUCCAACCUCAGCAAAAAAUCUUGACACAAACUGGUUAUGUACUUCAAAAGCCAGCUCGUCACCCCAAACAGCCUUCUACUAAAAAGAAAUCUGCAGCUGAUAUUAGAACAGCGAUCCCUGCUACCUCUACAGGUACUUUAAUCACUACAACCUCAGUUGCACCUUUAAACCCUGGUUCCAACUUUCCUUCUGAUGUUCCUUAUACUUUUGAAUUUCCACUUGAUAGAAUUAUAUAUAUGAUUGCUCAUCCUAUCGGCACCAAAUUUGGUUCUGAAAGUGGGCGUAUUAAUUUCUGGGCUCAAUUCCGAAUCAUGUUCCCCAGAUUUGAUAUUCAAGGGGGAAAUAAUUUUGAAUCUACUCCUGGGUUUGAAUUUAAGCCAGAUUUCAAUCUGGCAAACUCACGGGCAUUUGAAUGGGAAAGUUAUUUUAGUGGGCAAGACGAAAGAUUUAGACUCGCUUUUGAAACUGGAUAUAAUUUUGAAUUUUUAAAGACUUUUAACAAGCUUUUAACUGAUUUCAACGCAGCUCGCCACAAAGACUUGUCAAGUUUUUUGGAAAUUAACAAAGACGCUUUUAUUCCUGGUCGUUCUGAAUUACAAAAGGUAGAAUUAGCCACAAAUGUAAAGAACGCUUUUCGAAGGAUUAUUCAAUUUGCUGAUUCCUUAAAAGACAAGGAUCUUAGUUCAUCAGCUCCGACCAGCUCAACUGAAAUUGGUACAUCUGGUUCUACUGAGCCUGUUAGCACAUUAGCUGACAAUAACCCAGCACCUAGUCAACCACCAACUGACGAUGAGCCUAAUUUUAUGGCUGAGGACAUGGACGAUGGUACAGAAAAUUCAAGAAAUAAUUCGUCUUCAACAGGCCCCAAGUUCUCUUUUAAUGUCUCGUUCCAAGAAAUUCAGAACGCAAUUGAUGGCUAUAUAGCCCUACGCAAAGAAGGCAGUAAAGUGUAUUCUUUGCAUUUGUUUCGGCAGUGCCAGCCCUUAUCAAAUCCUAAGAAGAAGAUCGAAUAUGGUGAAAUAAUUCGGGUUAAAAGAUCUUCUAUAAAAUCAUCAUCAUCAUCAUCAUCAUCAUAUAAACUUGCCAUUUAUAUGAAAAGCUUUGCAUUUGUGAAGGUGAAAUUUUCUGAUGGCAAAGAAGAGGGAUUUGUUUUUGGAAAGUUUUUGGAUCUAGACAAAAGCCAAAAAUUAGAGCUUGACUCUGAUCUGAAGCUUCACGACAAACAAAAAGGCAAGCUUAUUCUUGGAUAUCGCAGCACGAGAUUUCAACUAGUUGAUUACUUUAGUGUGAUUCCUCUUGAACAGAUCGGCAAUGUUUGUUUUCUAAUCUGUCCUCCUUAUUGUAAAGGUCCAAACGACACCUUUUUUCUCAUGGAGUACUUGUUUGAUCCUAAUAUUUUUGCUAGAAUUGAACGCGAAAAUGAUGAGCCAAUUGAUUUGGCACUUUAUGAAGAUGAAGAUGAAAUUGGCGGCGAAUUUCAAAAUGUGAUUAAUCAAAAUAAUAUGAGGCUGACUCCUGAAGUAAUUGCAGAUCUUUCGAAAGAGACUCUUCAUGGAAUGAGGUAUGCUACAGAAGAAUUAAAUAGAGACUAUAUGGAGUAUUUGGUAGGAGGAACUAGUCAUAAGGGUAUCAUACAGUUGGCUAAGGAAGAAAUGAUUGCGACUGCAAAAAGUCUUCAAGAUUGGAAAAACAAACGAAAACAACUGUUUUCGAAUCUGCAUCCAGGCACUUAA
Messenger RNA from Magnusiomyces paraingens, 5325 nucleotides. RefSeq lists its product as uncharacterized. The coding region runs from base 1 to 5325 and encodes 1774 amino acids. Lineage: Eukaryota; Fungi; Ascomycota; Dipodascomycetes; Dipodascales; Dipodascaceae. The transcript is spliced from 2 exons. The record is from RefSeq and is a predicted model, not a curated record.